AUGAAGGUAAUCGUCAAUUUUGAUACUGAAUUAGCUUUAUUUCGUCAAAUGGCUUUGAUUGGAGAUUUGUUUGCAAUUACUGAUGAGUUAGAUAGUCAAUUAGUUCGUUUGGGCGUCUUUAAAUCGAAUGACGAUUCAGCAGCAUCAGGUUCUAAAUUACUUACUCAAGCAUAUGAUGGAAUCAAAAAUGAAUCACGUGGAACCGGAACAACAAAACAUGUUAUUAAGAAUGGCAAAUUAGCGAUUUUUGGUGCAUCAACUGGACAACGCUAUACCUUCAAUAUUCGUAAUUUUUUUCAAAAUAUCGGCAAUGACGGUGUCAUUGUCCGAAUGUCUUACUUGGUUAUGCCUCAUAGUGGAUCAAAAUCUAUGUGUAAUCAAUUACCUAUUUCGAUGCCCAAUGUUCUACAUAUUGGUGCUGUUAUAUCACUAAUGGUCAAUUCCGGCUAUUCCGUACAAUUAUGUUUUGAAAAACUCCAAUCAGAUCUCGAUGAUGAAACACCACGUAAGGUUUUUUGA
This is a messenger RNA of Didymodactylos carnosus, 519 nucleotides long. Lineage: Eukaryota; Metazoa; Rotifera; Eurotatoria; Philodinida; Philodinidae. The record is from the annotation of a GenBank genome assembly.